Stylonychia lemnae is the source of this 705-nucleotide messenger RNA. Lineage: Eukaryota; Ciliophora; Spirotrichea; Sporadotrichida; Oxytrichidae. The record is from the annotation of a GenBank genome assembly.
AUGAGCUUGUUCGUUGGUAAUAUCUCAAAGAACGUCAGGAAAACCGACUUGGUGGAUGAGUUUGAGAAAUUCGGAAAGUGUGAUAUCAACCAUAAGGGAACCUAUGCUUUCAUUGAAUUCGAUAGUGAACGUGACGCUGAAGACGCAGUAACUGAACUCUAAGGAAAAGAUAUGGGAGGUCUUAAGAUCAAUAUUGAAUGGAGCAAGAAAUCUGGAAGAUUCAGUGCCAAAGAUAGCAAAAGACCCGCCAGAUAGGAGAGAUCAAGAGAUGAUCUUAAAUGCUUUAACUGCAAUAAAACUGGCCAUUUCGCCAGAGACUGCAGAUAAAGAAGAAGAUCAAGAAGUAGAUCUGGAGAUAGAAGAAGAGGCGGUAGAAGAGAUGAUCACGAUAGAAAUGAUAGAAAUGGAGGCCGCAGAAGAUCUAGCAGAUCAAGAUCCUCAUCUAGAGGAAAGUAUAGAGGAUCAAGAAGAAGCGGAGGCGAUAGAGAUAGGGAGAGAGAUAGAGGCAGCAGAAGACAUGGAUCAAGAUCUAAGUCAGCUGACUCAAGACCCCCAAAAAGAGCCUCCAGCAGCAGAAGCGAUGAUAGAAGAAGGACUAGAAGAAAUCAAAGCAACUCUCCAAGGAAUGAGAAAAACUAUAGUCCUAAAGCAAGUGCUUCAAGACAUAAGAGUGUUGAGAGAGACAAUGGUCCAGAUGACAGUUGA